Molecule: messenger RNA, 5135 nt
Organism: Mauremys mutica (yellowpond turtle)
Lineage: Eukaryota; Metazoa; Chordata; Testudines; Geoemydidae
Gene: RNF19A
Product: ring finger protein 19A, RBR E3 ubiquitin protein ligase
Exons: 11
Coding region: 351-2789 (812 amino acids)
Biological process (GO): protein polyubiquitination; ubiquitin-dependent protein catabolic process; positive regulation of proteasomal ubiquitin-dependent protein catabolic process
Cellular component (GO): ubiquitin ligase complex; cytoplasm
Molecular function (GO): ubiquitin protein ligase activity; ubiquitin conjugating enzyme binding; zinc ion binding
Source: RefSeq, a predicted model, not a curated record
GGCCCCUCGGGCCGGGGUCGCUGUAAGUUUCCAGUGUCACUUCUGCAUUAGCUGAUGGAAGAUGUGUAACUGUGGAUGAACCAAUGCACAUGCACAACUUCAGGAUAAGAAUGGUGUUGUAUGUUGUAUUGCUAAGUACAACUGACUUGCACAUGGAGAUAAACUUCCACCAAGAAGGUGGUAAUUUCUAUAAAGAGUUGGCAGGAAAUAAAUGUGUGUGAAGAAGUUUCUGCAUGAAGACUGUCUGUCCAGUAGCAAUUACCUGACAAAAUGACUUAGCAUAUGUCCUCUCAUAUUGAAUUGAGCCUUAAAAAUGAUUAGGGUUACAUGUUAACUUUAAUACACUUCUGAUGAAUGUUCUAGAAAUGAGUUUGCAUCGGCAAAUGGGUUCUGAUCGGGACCUGCAGUCUUCUGCCUCCUCGGUGAGUUUGCCUUCAGUUAAAAAGGCACCAAAGAAAAGAAGAAUUUCAUUGGCCUCUAUCUUUCGGAGGAAAAAGGACACAAAACGCAAAUCUAGGGAUUUAAAUGGAGGGGUGGAUGGAAUUGCAAGUAUUGAAAGUAUACAUUCGGAAAUGUGUACUGACAAGAACUCCAUUUUCUCCACGUAUACCUCUUCAGACAGUGGAGGAACCUCUAUCAGCAAACCGAGUGGAGACUUCAUGGAGUGUCCCUUGUGCCUUUUGCGGCACUCUAAGGACAGGUUCCCAGAAAUAAUGACUUGUCACCAUAGGUCUUGUGUGGAUUGCUUACGUCAGUAUCUCCGGAUAGAAAUCUCUGAGAGCAGAGUUAAUAUCAGCUGCCCAGAAUGCUCUGAACGAUUUAAUCCCCAUGAUAUUCGUUUGAUAUUAAAUGAUGACAUCUUGAUGGAAAAAUAUGAAGAAUUUAUGCUUAGACGGUGGCUAGUUGCAGACCCGGAUUGUAGAUGGUGCCCAGCUCCAGACUGUGGAUAUGCUGUGAUUGCUUUUGGCUGUGCCAGUUGUCCCAAACUUACCUGUGGGCGUGAAGGCUGUGGUACUGAGUUCUGCUACCACUGUAAACAGAUUUGGCAUCCAAACCAGACCUGUGAUGCUGCUCGCCAGGAAAGAGCCCAUAGUCUGCGCCUGAGAACAAUUCGUUCUUCAUCUAUUAGUUAUAGCCAGGAGUCUGGAGCAGCAGCUGAUGAUAUAAAGCCAUGCCCACGUUGUGCUGCUUACAUAAUAAAAAUGAAUGAUGGAAGCUGCAACCACAUGACUUGUGCUGUGUGUGGUUGUGAAUUCUGUUGGCUAUGCAUGAAAGAGAUCUCGGAUUUGCAUUAUUUAAGCCCAUCAGGUUGUACAUUUUGGGGAAAGAAACCAUGGAGCCGUAAGAAGAAAAUACUGUGGCAACUGGGAACGCUUGUUGGAGCUCCAGUAGGAAUUGCUUUAAUAGCUGGCAUUGCUAUUCCUGCUAUGAUUAUUGGAAUCCCUGUGUAUGUGGGGCGUAAGAUUCACAAUCGAUAUGAAGGCAAAGACAUUUCGAAACACAAACGAAACUUGGCUAUUGCAGGUGGUGUAACCUUGUCUGUAAUAGUUUCUCCAGUUGUAGCUGCAGUAACUGUAGGUAUUGGUGUUCCUAUUAUGUUGGCUUAUGUGUAUGGAGUUGUUCCUAUCUCCCUCUGUCGCAGUGGAGGCUGUGGGGUGUCUGCAGGCAAUGGAAAGGGUGUCAGGAUAGAAUUUGAUGAUGAAAAUGAUAUAAAUGUUGGUGGAACAAAUGCAGCAGUAGAUACCACUUCAGUAGCAGAGGCACAUCAUAACCCUAGUAUAGGAGAAGGAAGUGUUGGAGGAUUGACUGGAAGCCUGAGUGCAAGUGGUAGCCACAUGGAUAGAAUAGGAGCCAUUCGGGACAACCUGAGUGAAACUGCUAGCACCAUGGCACUAGCUGGAGCUAGUAUAACAGGGAGUCUGUCAGGAAGUGCAAUGGUCAGCUGUUUUAACAGGCUGGAAGUUCAAGCAGAUGUGCAGAAAGAACGAUACAGUCUGAGUGGAGAAUCUGGCACAGUUAGCUUGGGAACAGUUAGUGACAAUGCCAGUACCAAAGCAAUGGCAGGAUCCAUUCUGAAUUCCUACAUCCCAUUAGACAGGGAAGGCAACAGUAUGGAGGUGCAAGUUGAUAUUGAAUCGAAGCCAGCUAAAUUCAGACACAAUAGUGGAAGCAGUAGUGUUGAUGAUGGCAGUGCUCCAGGUCGCAGUAAUGCUGGUUGUUCAUCGGCCUGCUUGCCAGAAAGUAAAUCUAGUGCCACCAAGUGGUCCAAAGAAACGACAGCAGGAAAAAAAUGUAAAGGUAAACUGAGAAAAAAGAGUAGCAUGAAGAUAAAUGAGACCAGAGAGGACAUGGAUGCUCAGUUGUUGGAGCAACAAAGCACAAACUCCAGUGAAUUUGACUCUCCCUCUCUAAGUGACAGUAUCCCAUCUGUAGCAGAUUCCCACUCAAGUCAUUUUUCUGAGUUUAGUUGCUCAGAUAUGGAAAGUAUGAAAACCUCAUGUAGCCAUGGUUCCAAUGAUUAUCAUUCUCGCUUUACUACAGUUAGUGUUCUCCCUGAGGUAGAAAAUGACCGUUUGGAAAACUCUCCACACCAUAGUGCAAUUCCUGUGCUUGCUCCACCUGCCCCAAGCACUGAAGUUCCACAGCUGAGUUAUAUUGCUGAAGAAUGUGCUAAUAAUGGAACUUCAACUAAUGUAGGUGUAGGUCUUGGUGAAACACUGAAAGAAACAAAUAACAACCAUUCACAGCAUGCUGUGGAAUUAAACACUGCAAUUCAGACUGAAAUUUAGACCUACAAGUGCUGCAAAAAUAGAUUUACCACUAAAGAACCCUGUCUGAAAGCUGGUUGAACUACAUGUGACUUCUGUAAGUUUCAAGUGGCCAGCAGAAGCAAGGUUUUGAUGCAAUUACAUUUUAUAUAUGCCUGCCUAGUAAGGCAGAAUGCUUCAUGUGGAUCUUGUUACAGACCUGUAUGAAGUAUAUGAAGGCUUUAACAAGUGCAUUACAACAGGACAAUAUGAUCUUGUUUUGUAUUGUUGCCACAACUUUGCUUGAAAGUAUAUACUUGUGUAGUCAGAUAAACAAUUGGCUCAUUCAUAAUAUGUUAAAUGCUAAAUUGAAUAAUCUGUCCUAUACUGUUCACUUGAAAAAUGUGGGGCUUGGGAUAAGUGGGUGAUAGAUCAGCAGUAGUAACUAAUGAAACCAUUCUUGGGUGAACACUAGUUAGGGGAAAUGAGUGUCGCAGAGACCUGAGUGAUAAUAAAUCUUUGUCAGUAAUAAAUCUUUGUACUGACCAUUUUGCCUCAUAACUGGACACAAAUUUCAAAUGUUUGCAUUUAGAAUGAAUCACGUAUUCAGAGCUGGAUGCAGCCUGUUUCAGAAGUGCUUGUAUACUUGUACACCUUGAGCAAGGUUAUGGCAUUUUGCAUAAUUCUGAAAUAAAGAAAAUUGGAACUUAAUAUGUGGUAGAAAAGUGACAUUUCCUUAUGAAGAACAGUCCAGGUAAUUCAAUUAUAUAUGCAUCAGAUAUGGCUACAUAUACUGUAUAAAAACUGUAAAGUAAGAAUCCAUUGAUUUAUAAACAUUGCAGAGAAGCAGAUACAGUCACCUUUCAUUAAUGGAAGAACAGUGCCCCUUUGAUUCUUGGUGCCUUUGGAAUAGACUGGGUUUUAAGUGCCUGGUCGUUUGAGGAUUUUACUGUAAUGUUUUCCAGAAUGUCCUCUUUGGCCACCUUGGACUAUAAAGGAAAACUUUAUAGAAAAUAAAAUGACUGUGGUAGAUAAUGUGUAUAAUAAUAAUGAAGUAUUAGCCUACCAAAGACUCACUCAGGCUUUAGUGGAUAACUUUUACAUGACAUCUGUUUGCAAAACACAUGAACAUCUUCAGUCACAGAAUUAAAGCACAGUGCAGAGCUUGCACAAGUACAAAAGAUGGGUUCCAAAUCUGACUGGCUUUUCUUUUUUCAUUUGCUUAUGGAAGAUACACAACUAAACACAAGCUGAAGUUGGCAAAAGCGCCUGCACUAUUACAAUUUUUGCUGCAUAAUUCAUUAAACUGAAAAAAAAAAAUCGUGGCUAUCAGAAUAACAGUUAACAAUGUUCUGUCUUGUGUUCUUUGUAAGUAUUGCCAUUAUGGUGCUACCAAAAGUUUGGUAUGGUAAAAAGAAAAAUGCCAUGGGCUGCAGUCCUCUUCCAUGACUUAUCCCCACCAACUUCAUUAAUAUGCUUAUAACACUAGUGCCAGUUAUGUUAUUUGAUAAUGCUUGUUAUGGUAUUUGUAUAUUUGCAAUUCAAUUUUGCUCAAUAAUAUGCGUGUAAACUGCAUACCUGAAAUAAAUGUCUACAUAAUAACUUUUUAGUUGUCCUUUGUUUAGUGCACAAGUGGCCUUAUAAGAAUGUGACUGUUCAUUGAGGCUCUUUUCUACAAGGAGUGGUGCACUCUCCUUUCCCAUUGCCUUUGUUCAUACUCAUUUUUUUAGGUACAGCUUUGGUGGGAGUUGAAGGUUUCUGGCACCCAAAGUAUUUUUUCAUACUAUUGCAAGGUGGCCUUGCUUUUUUCUUCUUCUUACCUGCCAAAGUAGUGACCUUCAUUGCCACUUCAGUAGGCAGAAAAGUAAAUUGAUUCAGAGGACAGAAAUAUCAUAAUUGUUUUACAGGAACGUAUGCUAUUUUUCCAACAUACACAAAUGGGCCGACAGCUAGCCAUUCAGAUUGCUGAUCACUUACCAUUUUUCCCUUAGAAAAUUAAACAAAAACAUGCUCCUUCCUCCUCCACCUGAAACAAAACCCUAUGAGCCACUCAGAAAGCAGUUUGUUCAAGUUUGCUGUACUUAUGAUAAUGUUUAUGGAUAACCAGGUUUCCGAUUGACUGACGAGCACAUUCAUUAGAUCUUUUCCCUUAGUCUGUUGGUCAAUGAUAUAGUGAGAAACUGAAACUGUAUUGUCAUCCAACAAAGGGAAUAAAUGUGUCCAUCCCAUUCCCAAACUGUACUUUAGCAGUAAUUUUCUUCAGGGGAUUCUGGUAAUAACAACAAACCACAAGAGUUAGAGUUAUAACGAUGAUGUCCUCACCAAAGUAAUUGGAAGUAAAUUGUCUUUUAUACUUGUAGAUUAUACUAAAUAAAAUGGUUAACUUUA